Podarcis lilfordi (Lilford's wall lizard) is the source of this 693-nucleotide messenger RNA. The record is from the annotation of a GenBank genome assembly. NCBI's taxonomy places the organism in Eukaryota, Metazoa, Chordata, Lepidosauria, Squamata, Lacertidae.
AUGAUUUCGUUCUCGGUGGCCGGGAGCCGCGCCACAGAAGGCCCCGAGGCCACUUCUUCGCUGCGGGACAGAGCCUGUUAUCCAGGAGGAGGGGCGACCACAGUUUCAGCGUGCGCAGCCUUCCUGGUCUCGUGCGUGAGUGAAGCGACCAAAAACCCUCGUGCGACAAAAACCACAGGGCUGUUUUCCAAACCACACACAGCGGGCAAGAACCUUCCUUUCUCCCCACCCCCCGUGCCACCCCCAUUUCUUGCAAAAGUGAGAAGGGGUGGAAAGGGCUGUAUCCUGGCUGCCUCCACACUGCAACCCCGCCCCGCCCCCACUUUUCCUUGCCCAUUUCUUACCGUUUUUGUGAUAAUAUUUUACAUUUUUUUAGUACCCGGCAACACUGAAUCACACUGGCGACAGAUAAAAAAAAAGACACUUGCUUCGUUUAAGCAGGGACCGUUUGGCCCAGAGCUCGGGGUGGCAAGGGCCCCGAUCCCUCCUGCAGACACGACGCUUGCACUGGCUGCCUACAGGAGCACAAGCAACUCCUGCAUGGAUGCCCAAUUCCUUCUUCACCACCAGCAGCUGUCCACCAGCACAAGCUGGGUCUCGAGUCCCCCUGAUACUUGUUCAGCACUUAUAGAUCGGGGCUGGGGGGGGGGGGGUUUGCCCUUUGGCUUCAAGGGACCAGCACUAACAGGGUAA